AUUUUUCAUGACAGAAAUGAUUGCAGAACACAAUUGUCUCGUGUUUCUUCUGAGUGUGUCGAUCAUACAUUUAUUUGGCCACGAUGGUUCGCUACACCAAUAAAACCUGAAACAUCUACAUUUAAAAUACCUCUAUUCAAACCCACAUCGACUGUUAAAUAUGGCACCGGGACAUCUACCAGUGGUUCCUGGCCACCACCUCAUAACGAAAAACCUACCUCGGGACCGUCAUGGGUUACAGAUGAUAUUUCGUCGUCUCCAAACAAUGGCGGAAAAUUUACACAGUCUUCGAGUUCACCAUAUUGGAGCCCAACAUACAAUUUUUUCCCUACAACAAUGAAACCUAGAACAUCUACAGGUAAAAUACCUCCAGUAGAUGUCACAACUCCAACCAAUAGCAAACCAAAUGAAAGUACCAUGAAACUCACAACGCCGUCUACUCCCAACAAUGGCGGAAAAUUUACACAGUCUUCAAGUUCACCACAUUGGAGCCCAACAAACAUUUUUUUCCCUACAACAAUGAAACCUAGAACAUCUACAGGUAAAAGACCUCCAGUAUAUAUCACAUUUCCAACCGAUAGCGAAUCAAAUAAAGGUACCGAGAAACCCACAACGCCUAAUAAAUAUGGCACCGGGACAUUUCUCAGUAGUUCCUGGCCACCACUUUAUACUAAAAAACCAUCGAACAUUAAGGAUUUGCUUUCUAUAUCGCCAGGUAAUGCUUUACCAACUAAACCAAACAGUACCAAAAAACCUUUAUGGAUUCCGCCUCAUCCUUUUUGGUUUCGACCUACCUCGGAACCGUCAAUGACUACAGAUGAUAGUGACGGAGAAUUUACAGAGCCUCCGAAUUUACCUGCUUGGCCCCCUACUUUUUGGCCUCAACCUACUUCGGAAGCGCCAACGUCUACAGAUGAUAGUGACGGAGAAUCUACCGAGCCUCCGAAUUUACCUCAUUGGCCUCCUACUUUUUGGCCUCAACCUACCUCGGAACCAUCAACGACUACAGAUGAUAGUGACGGAGAAUUUACAGAGCCACCGAAUUUACCUGCCUGGCCCCCUACUUUUUGGCCUCAACCUUCCUCGGAACCGUCAACGACUACAGAUGAUAGUGAAGGAGAAUUUACAGAGUCUUCCAAUUUACCUCCUUGGAAUCCUACUUUUUGGCCUCAACCUACCUCGGAACCGUCAACGACUACAGAUGAUAGUGACGGAGAAUUUACAGAGCCUUCGAAUUUACCUGCUUGGCCCCCUACUUUUUGGCCUCAACCUACUUCGGAACCAUCAACGACUACAGAUGAUAGUGACGGAGAAUCUACAGAGCCACCGAAUUUACCUGCCUGGCCCCCUACUUUUUGGCCUCAACCUACCUCGGAACCAUCAACGACUACAGAUGAUAGUGACGGAGAAUCUACAGAGCCUUCGAAUUUACCUGCCUGGCCCCCUACUUUUUGGCCUCAACCUACCUCGGAACCAUCAACGACUACAGAUGAUAGUGACGGAGAAUCUACAGAGCCUUCGAAUUUACCUGCCUGGCCCCCUACUUUUUGGCCUCAAUCUACCUCGGAACCAUCAACGACUACAGAUGAUAGUGACGGAGAAUCUACAGAGCCUUCGAAUUUACCUCCUUGGCCUCAAUCUACCUCGAAACCGCCAUUACAUACCAAGACACCUAGAAAUAUUUGGCCAAUUCCAUCCGGUAAUUGGGCACCACCAAAUAGCGUGUGGCCUCCGUCAAUUGACAAGUCACUUAAAUUUCAACCAUUGUGGAUAUUAAGACCAUGGCGACCAUCAAAUUUAAAUAAUAAAAAGCCAUGUCGAACUAGAUGUAAAAAACUGCUAUGCACCAAGCUUAAAAAACAACUUAAAAAUAGAAAAGCAUCUAAAAAUGACAAGUUAGUUUAA
Messenger RNA from Adelges cooleyi (spruce gall adelgid), 1905 nucleotides. RefSeq names its product cell surface glycoprotein 1-like. The record is from RefSeq and is a predicted model, not a curated record. The transcript is spliced from 2 exons. NCBI's taxonomy places the organism in Eukaryota, Metazoa, Arthropoda, Insecta, Hemiptera, Adelgidae. The annotation marks the transcript as partial.